Molecule: messenger RNA, 1562 nt
Organism: Punctularia strigosozonata HHB-11173 SS5
Lineage: Eukaryota; Fungi; Basidiomycota; Agaricomycetes; Corticiales; Punctulariaceae
Exons: 9
Coding region: 11-1369 (452 amino acids)
Source: RefSeq, a predicted model, not a curated record
AAACCGUGGAAUGGCGACCCAAGACGACGCCAGCGGCGAACCUAUCCCGCAGCGCCCGGAACCGCACUCCCACUUUUCCUCCGACUCGUGGCCGCGCCCGACCCCGCGAGGGACGGCGGACGGCGACGACGGGGCACCCAAGAAAAAACGCUCAUGGAGGCUCAGCAGGUCGAGUCGCCAGAACGAGGAUGCACGGACGUCUGUGCCCUCGUCGCACCACAAUCCUUCGAACGGGACGCUGCACGGUCAUCCGCACCCCGCGCGCCAUUUCACCACGCAUCGGUCUACGAACACGGCGCCGCUGCCUUUCUUCCACCCAACCCACGCGGAGCUUCAUCCAACGAUCCAUAGCGGCGCACAGGAUGGCAAAGCGCCGAGUGAGUGGAGCUCGCGCGCAUCGCGCAAGAAUCGUUAUGCGCCUGGCGCUGUGCACGUAUCCCACUCACCUGGCACGCCGCCAGUGACCGACGCGGAGAAGACGGGGGUGGCGAGGGACGCCGUGCUCGUAGCGCAGCGCGUGAGACAUCCCCACACGAAGCUCAAGGUGCACUUAGCUUGGGACAUCUCCUUCUGGGUUGCGAUCGUCUUCGUGCUGGGGAGUACAGCGUGGGUGGUGAAUGGCUUUUAUCUCUUCCUCCCGCUCUUAAACGAGGCAUCGGACCACCAGACUGCUGCUGCGUGGUGGGCGUUCGCCGGUGGAACGCUGUUCGAGGUUGGCUCGUACCUGAUGCUCGUCGAGUCGCUCAACACGGGCCACGAGAACCUCUUCGGACCAGCACUUUGGAACCUGAUCGACAAGCCCGCGCAUGAUUACGCACUAGGAUCGACGGAGACGCUUGACGCUGCAGGUCCGAAUGCGCCAUGGGGCCCCGGCCGUUUUCGCUGGAUAGGCCUGAACAGUUGGCGCGACAUUGGCUUCCUCGCGUCGUACAUCCAAAUGUACGCCGCCACGAUAUUCUGGGUCUCCACGAUAACGGGGUUACCGGGCGUCAUACAUGAUUUCCCGGAUGAUCCUCCGACAGCGAUCACGGACGUGUUCUUCUGGACGCCUCAGGUCAUCGGUGGCUGGGGCUUCAUCGUAGCCUCGUCGUUGCUCAUGCUCGAGACGCAAAAAGCGUGGUGGCGCCCGGCCCUGAAGAGCUUAGGAUGGCACAUCGGGCUGUGGAACCUGAUCGGGGCCGUCGGCUUCAUGCUCUGCGGUGCGCUGGGGUACGCGUCCCUGGUGUCGACGAAGGUCAACUACCAGUCCGUGCUAUGCACGUUCUGGGGCGGGUGGGCGUUCUUGAUCGGGAGCGUGAUCCAGCUUUGGGAAACGCUGUGGCGGGAGGAUCCGAACGCGGGCGACGGUGACAGCGGAUCACCUGAAUGAUACCCUGGAUAGGAGGCUGACGCGGACUUGUAUACCACACGCUACGCACACACAAGAGGCACUAUGGACGGAUCCGGAUGAUGUAUACAUAUAUACAUAGUGUACUGUACCUUACUGUAAUCGUCCCUGUAUUAUGGAAGCGCGCUUUUCCUGUACAUUACUCGCUGACUACCAACGACGAUAUUGCCCUGGC